Messenger RNA from Helianthus annuus (common sunflower), 1270 nucleotides. Its product is annotated as ubiquitin fusion degradation protein 1 homolog. NCBI's taxonomy places the organism in Eukaryota, Viridiplantae, Streptophyta, Magnoliopsida, Asterales, Asteraceae. Gene Ontology annotation, molecular function: polyubiquitin modification-dependent protein binding. Gene Ontology annotation, cellular component: VCP-NPL4-UFD1 AAA ATPase complex. The transcript has a single exon. The record is from RefSeq and is a predicted model, not a curated record. Bases 160 to 1095 code for a protein of 311 amino acids.
GAACGGACCGGAUUUAUCUCGAUUGUUUUGAUUCUCAAUACUACUGGAAAUCCAUUGCUUUUCGUCCAAGUUUCUUCAAUCCUUCCCCUAUAAAUCUCACACCCUCUCAACUCUCAAUGCAAACCCUUGACAAGUAACAAGUAACAACUACUCGUCUUCAUGGAUAACUGGGACACCUGGGACGACAUCGAAGCCUAUCAAACUCACACCGGAAACACCUUCUCAUCCUCCAUCACCCCCACAGAUUUCGACCAAUACUACAUCUCUUACCCACUUUCCCACAUCUCCAAAACCAUCCACGAAACCGGCAACAAGAUCAUAAUGCCCGCUUCCGCCCUCAACCAACUCGCCUCCCUCUCCAUCUCUUACCCGAUGCUCUUCCGCAUCGAAAACACAGCCGUGGGCCUCCACUCCCACUGCGGUGUCAUAGAGUUCACCGCGGACGAGGGGUUCGUGUUCAUGCCCACGUGGAUGAUGAACAACCUGCAUUUACAAGAAGGUGAACUGGUUAAUAUCAAGAACACCAGCCUUCCUAAAGGAGAGUACAUUAAAAUACAACCACAUGCUACUAAGUUUACUACCCUUUCGGAUCAUAAAUCUUUGCUCGAGAAAGCGUUUAGGGAUUACGUUUGUCUUACCACUGGUGACACUAUUGUGAUCAACCACGGGGGUGACAAGUAUAUGAUUGAUAUUGUGGAGACCAAGCCAUCUCCCGCGAUCUUAUUGUUUGAAACCGAUUGUGUGGUGGACUUUGCACAACCGUUGGAUUAUAAAGAGCCUGAAAAGAAAACAACCAAAGAUGAUGAAGAUCCUACAACGAAGAAGGAUUGUAAACUGUUUCCAGGCGUUGGGAGGCGAUUGGGUGGUCGGGUGAUGAAGAAAAUAAAGAUGACCGAAUCAAACAUGGUGGUUGAUGAAAAGCUGGAGAAGAAGCACGAGACACUGUUUAAGCCGUUUAGCGGAGUGGCGAGGCGGGUUGAUGGACAACCGUUGGCGGCAGCAGUGGCUGAUGAUCACCCGAACAUUCAUGUUGAUGCGAGGAUGAACGAAGAAGGGUUUAACGCAUUUACAGGGAAGAGUUACCGGUUACUAUAAGUAACGAAUCGGAUAGUUUUUUUUUUGUUGUUUGUUUCUUCUUGUUGGUUUUGGGACUCAUGUUGUGUUUUGUGAUGACUUUUCAAUUUAACUUUACAUUCACAAUUUAACAACGUUGGGUUGUAUGAUUACCAUUAUGUUAUCUACUUAGACUUUUAUCUAACUGUGAGUUAAA